ACUCACCCUGACAACACACCGUGACCGACCUUGUAAUUCGUCGUGUCUGACCGCAAUGAUAACAUCGGUUUCUUGUGCCGUGCCUUUCCCCACUUAUAUAAGUACUUUGCGUCUUCGAGGCCUCAGCCCACCGCAAUCCUGCCCCAAAGACUGUUGUCGAAGUCACUUACUUCUGUCUUGUUAUUCUAGCCAUUGGAUUGGUCUCUAUUGUCAUUAUCACCUCUCCCUUUUUGUUGAGAAACCACCCUGCUGUACGUAUGGCGCGGUAUAGUACGGGCUUCUUGGUUGUGAUCGCAUGGAUUAUGGCAAUCACAGAAGUGGCUGUCAAUAUUGUUGCAGACAUUUGGUUUCGUUUUUCGACUCUCGGAUGCAAUAAUUGGUCUCACAAUCUUCGCGGUGGGCAACUCCCUCGCGGAUCUCUGCAAAACAAACGCGAGCAUAGCCGCUUUCUUCGCCUAAAUUAUAGGUUUCUCCACAUGCUUCGGCGUGCCUAUGGUCAAAUUUGUCCUCGGCAUCGGCAUCUCCGGCUCCUUCGUGAUUUUGCAAGCCAGGGGAGAGUUGUGCACGCCAUAUGGUUAACGCGUAUUUAUUGAAUUUGUGGGGAAGUGGAUGUGACAGUCUGAGAUGGUGAGAGGGAUGCAUAUGCACGCUCGGAGUUUUUGAAUGAACAAGGACAACACUUAGAUUUACUCAUUGAAUAUAUUUUUAAGGUUACGUCUGCUACUACUCGAAGCUAUUUCAAAGGUUACACCUCCAUCUCCCUGGACCACCUUAUAUAUACUUCUUAUCGUGACUUGUACCUUGACGACUUACCCUAAUUAUAUAAGGUCGUACCUGUUCAAUGAGAUCAUUCUCAAA
Messenger RNA from Suillus subalutaceus, 858 nucleotides. RefSeq lists its product as uncharacterized. Lineage: Eukaryota; Fungi; Basidiomycota; Agaricomycetes; Boletales; Suillaceae. The transcript has 3 exons. Bases 258 to 593 code for a protein of 111 amino acids. The record is from RefSeq and is a predicted model, not a curated record.